Clunio marinus is the source of this 2352-nucleotide messenger RNA. The record is from the annotation of a GenBank genome assembly. NCBI's taxonomy places the organism in Eukaryota, Metazoa, Arthropoda, Insecta, Diptera, Chironomidae.
AUGCGAAAUCAAGUUAAGCAUUUGAUAGAACUUUCUAUCACCACGAUGCUUUUUGAUGUGAUGUGGAAACAGAGCAAGUCGAUAGAGCUUCAAAACGCUAGUGGAGAAUGGAUGAACAGUGAAGCAACAAGAACACCACCUAGAAGAGGAUCCAUCACUCAAGGGUUCAUUCCAACUUCCGACAUAAUAAGGAAGAGCAUAAGCAGGUCUUGGACGAUAUCAAAUCCCGAAGACGAUCAGCCGAAUGCUAAAAACGGAAUUGACCCAAGACUUCACGUUCAAAGUUUAGGCUCUUCAAUUCAUCAUCAAGAGACUAACAGUUACCCAAAUUUAAUUCGAAUAAAUAAAUCACCUUACAAUAGCAACAUGGAUUUUAUUAAUUCUGAAAGUUACGAAAGGAUAUCAUCGCCAUCUCAAAGAAGAGUUUUAAGACAGUCGACAUUACCUAAUCCCGAUUUGUCAUAUCCAAACAGCAAUUUGAAACUUCCUGUUUCCCCAAAGCAGCAAUUGAGCCCCCAGUACAGCCCAUAUCACACAGAUAAUGAAAACGAACCUGAAAGCGAAUUACCAGCUCCGACGCAACCAAUGCGAUAUAAAAUACGAAGACAAUCAACGCUCCCAUGUAAGCCCAAUGACUCGUCAAAAUAUCUUUCAACAUCACCAAAUCGCACUUAUAGUCGGUCACCAGAUCCAAGUGCGAUUGAAGGCGAACAUAGUUCACGCUUUCCCCCUUUUGUGCGUCAAUCAACAUUCCCAUCGAACAAUGGCGGUGAUCAAUUUCAUUCACGUCAAUUACCAACAUCUCCGAAUCGUUUAAAUUACAGUAAAUCACCAGAUAGUAGCGGUGAGAAUGGUCAUGUGUCACCGCGAAGAUUUAUGCGACAAACAACAUUGCCUAAUCCAGAUCAACACAUUAAACUUUUACCAACAUCACCACCAAAAAAAUCGCCACAAUUUAUGAAACGUUCACCCGAAUUUCAACGGCAAAACACGAUCUCAAAUCCCGAAGGCAUGAAUACACUUUCUGUUCACCAGCACGCUCCUAAAUUUCUUCCAAUUUCCCCGCGACAAAAGCAAAGCUUUCUUUUUCCACUACCCUCUAAUGCACCACGAACCUUUCUUUCACAACAACACUUUCCAACGAUGAAUGAAGAUCAGCCACCACCAACGAACCAUGUGAUUCGUGAACAUUCGAAAAUGAUAAAAGUAAGAAGUCACAGCAAUGAAGAAUAUAGUUUCAAUAAAUCUCAUGUUCCACCGCAGCCAACAGAAGGACGUCGUUUGUUGCCUGAAAUUCCUAAUCGAGCUCGUUCGCCAAGUCGACUUGUACGACAAGAUCAUGUGAAAGAUGAGGGAGGUGAGAAGAGGUCACCGAUAAUGAAAACGUUUGCUGAAGCUAAACAAACAUUGAAUGAAGAUUACGAAGCACAAAAUCAAGUUUAUGAAACGCAAUAUACAAAUGAGUAUAGCGAACUUAACUCAACAUUUGCUGAAGCUGAUGAGAAUAAUUACAAUGAUCAACAAGAGUAUGCUAGUUAUGAAAACGUACAACUAAAUGUGCAAGUUGACAUGACUGGUACAAACAAUAUGAUUCAAUACGUAGCUGAACAAACUGUUCAAUUUCAUGAAGGUGAACCCCGUCGAUAUGAGUUUGAUUCACCACGCAACAAAAUCCCACAUGCACUUCAAAGUGCUGAAAGUUAUAUAAACGAUUCACCAUCUGAAUAUUAUACACCCGAUGAGUACAUUAAACAAGCUCAGAAAAAUCGUAAUCGUCGAAGGAAAUCACGAGAACUUCCAGCAGAUCCGGAAGUUAUAGCUUUAUCAUCAACAGAUGACGAAUCAAGGAAACAUAAGCCGGAAGCAAUGAGAUCUGUUUCUGAAGAUUCUUCGCCGAAAACAAUUAAAAUUCUGCCUCGUCGAUCUUUCUCACAGCCUGAAAAAGAAACACAAAAGAAAAUUGAACCGAUAAAAAUUCCUUCCCCGAAAGAAUUAAUUCAAAAAUCAUUAGAAAAGCCAAAAACUGACAUGGUCGAAAAAGCAGCACCUAAAAAACCCGUCUAUAAAUUCCCCAAAAUGCUUGAAAUGAGAGGCGAUUCGAAAAGCUUUGAUACUGUUGUUCGCCAACUAAUUAAAAAUGAUAACAAGGAUGGAGACGACAAGUCCCAAUCGAUGGAUGAUAAUCUCUUCAGUGAAAAGAAGGAGCACAAAACAACAUUGAAUGAAGCUGAAAUUCAGAACGCUGUUGAGCAAGCGGCUGGUUUAUUUAAAAAGGUCGUUCUGCAGCGACGAAAGGAAAGAAAGCCAGCUGAUGAAGAGAAUUGGAAUUAUCUAGAUACUAAUAGUUGUUAG